AUGUGCGUAGAGAUCUCAAGAAACCAGGAACAUGGCAUGGGGAGCCAUGCACGUCAUGCAGAGUUGAAGCAUCGCAUCCUUCAGCCUCAUCAAUCGCUCUCACAACACUUCAAAAUGGGUUGGCUAUGGACUACACCGACGCCCGCGUCCACCUCUACCACGCCCUCACCGAUAUUCCCUCCAGACCAAAAAGACAAUGGCCCACCCCCACUACCACAACCUGCUCCUGAAGCCGCAUCUUCAAAACCUCUCUCAAGCGACGAAAUCGCCGACAAGGAACUCAACAGCUUCCUGCAAGAACUCUCCGCCGACACCCGACCCUCCAGCACAAAGUACUCGCGCAUAGGGCGUUCCACCCCCCAAACAUCCUCCCCCACUUCACAAGCCCUCUCCAACGCGCCCAUAUCCGAGCAACUACUCCCGACAACCAUGUCCUGCCGCGAAGCCUUCGACUCUGCCUUCUACUGCAACUCCUUCGGCGGGAAGUUCCAGGACAUAUACCGGUCUGGGUCCCUUCAGCCGUGUUCGGAGCACUGGAGCAAGUUCUGGUUCUGCAUGCGCACGCGGCAGUGGAGUGGCCCGGAGAAGGAGGAGGCGAUAAGGGGGUAUUAUCGCAAGGUUGAGGCGAAGAAGUAUGCGGAGGGCAGUAGUGAGGAUUUGUGGAAGAGUAGGGAGCAGAAGGUUCCGGUGGAUACGGCGUUUAAGGUUAAGUUUGAGCCGUUUCCGGGGGAGAGUGAUGAGGAGUGGAAUCGGUUGGAGAGGGAACACCGGGAGGCGGAGAAGAAAAGGUUGUUGGGCCAUACGUGA
Messenger RNA from Lachnellula hyalina, 807 nucleotides. It is a transcript of the gene EMI1, whose product is annotated as Early meiotic induction protein. The record is from RefSeq and is a predicted model, not a curated record. The coding region runs from base 1 to 807 and encodes 268 amino acids. The transcript is spliced from 2 exons. Lineage: Eukaryota; Fungi; Ascomycota; Leotiomycetes; Helotiales; Lachnaceae.